Messenger RNA from Vombatus ursinus (common wombat), 738 nucleotides. RefSeq names its product olfactory receptor 1468-like. Gene Ontology annotation, molecular function: olfactory receptor activity; G protein-coupled receptor activity. The annotation marks the transcript as partial. NCBI's taxonomy places the organism in Eukaryota, Metazoa, Chordata, Mammalia, Diprotodontia, Vombatidae. The transcript has 2 exons. The record is from RefSeq and is a predicted model, not a curated record. Gene Ontology annotation, biological process: G protein-coupled receptor signaling pathway. Gene Ontology annotation, cellular component: membrane.
UCUUUUGUUGACAUUUGCUUUUCAUCAGUUACAAUCCCCAAGAUGUUGGUGAACCACAUAACAAGAAGCAACUCUAUCUCUUAUGUGGAGUGCAUGAUGCAGAUGUAUUUCUUUAUUACUUUUAUAAAUAUGGAUGGGUUUCUUCUGGUAGUAAUGGCUUAUGACCGCUAUAUGGCCAUUUGCCGCCCACUCCAUUACAUCACAGUGAUGCGCCCCGGGCUUUGCAUCCUUCUGGUGGCCAUAUCCUGGGUCAUCACUAAUCUGCAUGCCCUCCUACAUACCCUACUAAUGGCUCAAUUGUCCUUCUGUGCUGACAACAUUAUUCCCCACUUCUUCUGUGAUCCAUACCCAGUUCGAAAGCUCUCCUGUUCAGACACCUACAUCAGUGAUUUGAUGGUGUUCACUGUGGGUGGGGUGCUGUUUGUUACCCCAUUCACAUGCAUUGCCAUCUCUUAUGUCUUCAUAUUCUCCAAUGUGAUGAAGAUCCCAUCUACUCAAGGAAUACAGAAAGCCCUGUCCACAUGUGGCUCCCACCUCACUGUGGUUUCCCUAUUCUAUGGGGCCAUAAUGGGGAUCUAUCUGCGUCCCUCUUCCUCAUACUCAGCUGUGGACACAGUGGCCACAGUUAUCUUCACUGUGGUUACCCCCAUGCUUAACCCUUUUAUCUAUAGCCUGAGAAAUCAGGACAUGAAGGUAGCUCUAUGGAGACUGGUUCUUACAAAAAUUUUGAGUUCCAAA